AUGUCUAAUUUGACCGUCGUCGACGUCCACACCCACAUGUAUCCCCCCCAGUACAUCAAGAUGCUCGAGUCUCGGACCACCAUCCCCCUGGUUCGCAAGUUCCCCCAAGCACCCGAGCCUCGCCUCAUCCUGCUGGAAGCCGAGCUGGGGGACUUGCAAAACGCCGUGGACGACGCCUCGGCAAAGCCUCCGGGACGACCCCUCACGUCUCACUUCGCAUCUCUCGACCAAAAGAUUCACUUCAUGGACACUCACCACAUCGAUAUAUCUGUCAUUUCUCUGGCUAACCCGUGGCUGGACUUUGUCGACGCCUCCCAAGCCGGCGACAUUGCCGAGUCCGUAAACAAUGAAUUCUCACACAUGUGCGGCAAGCACCACGGCCGCCUCUUCUUCUUCGGCACCUUGCCUCUCACAGCGCCGUUCCAAACGCUUCUGGCAUCCAUAUCUCGGCUCAAGGACCUGAAAUACUGCCGUGGGGUCAUCCUUGGCACCUCGGGGCUCGGUAAAAGACUGGAUGACCCGCGUCUGAUGCCGGUUUUCGAAGCCCUUGCUGCCGCAAACCUGACAGUCUUCCUCCAUCCUCACUACGGCAUGCCCAACGAUGUGUGGGGCCCUCGUGCUGGCCAGUACGGCCAUGUCCUUCCGCUGGCCUUGGGCUUCCCCAUGGAGACGACUAUUGCCGUGGCACGAAUGUAUUUGGCCGGCGUCUUUGACCAGGUCCGCAACCUGAGGAUGCUGCUGGCCCACAGUGGCGGCACUCUGCCCUUCCUCGCCGGGCGAAUCGAGAGCUGUAUUUUGCACGACGGACAGCUUGUCCGAGAAGGGAAGGUUGGCAAAGGUCGUCGCACGAUCUGGCAUGUGCUCAGGGAACAGAUCUAUCUGGAUGCCGUCAUAUAUUCCGAGGUCGGAUUGACGGCCGCAAUCGACGCAAGCGGUUCCGACAGACUCAUGUUUGGGACCGACCAUCCCUUCUUCCCGCCCAUCACGAGUGACGAGCAAGGACAGUGGGAAAGCGUCAGUCUGAACGCGGAGGCUGUUACCAAGGCCGUUGGCCAAGGAUCUGCCGAGGCCAAGGCAAUCAUGGGCGCAAACGCCAUUGGUGUUUUAAGGCUAGAAGAGCAAGCAUGA
Molecule: messenger RNA, 1128 nt
Organism: Metarhizium album ARSEF 1941
Lineage: Eukaryota; Fungi; Ascomycota; Sordariomycetes; Hypocreales; Clavicipitaceae
Product: uracil-5-carboxylate decarboxylase
Exons: 1
Coding region: 1-1128 (375 amino acids)
Biological process (GO): secondary metabolic process
Cellular component (GO): cytosol; cytoplasm
Molecular function (GO): carboxy-lyase activity; hydrolase activity
Source: RefSeq, a predicted model, not a curated record